This is a messenger RNA of Oncorhynchus mykiss (rainbow trout), 6068 nucleotides long. Its product is annotated as homeobox protein Hox-A5. Lineage: Eukaryota; Metazoa; Chordata; Actinopteri; Salmoniformes; Salmonidae. Gene Ontology annotation, molecular function: RNA polymerase II cis-regulatory region sequence-specific DNA binding; DNA-binding transcription factor activity, RNA polymerase II-specific. Gene Ontology annotation, cellular component: nucleus. The record is from RefSeq and is a predicted model, not a curated record. Gene Ontology annotation, biological process: anterior/posterior pattern specification; regulation of transcription by RNA polymerase II.
CCCAUUUUGCUAUUUUCAGUCUACAUGGUUGUGCCAGCACAGUUCAACCACAACACAGUGCUGUUUUCUAGCACGAAUCCCAAUCAAUGUGUAUAUUGUGUUGCAGUUGUGUUAAUCUAUAUACUGUAUGCUGUAUAGGACCGCGUGCAAUGCCAGGGCUGUGGGUUCGAUUCCCACAGGGGACCAGUAAGAAAAAGUCAGCCUCGUUUUAUAGACUAGAAGAAACAUAGCAAUCGAAAAUCCGGUACACUCAAAUUAGUAUGAUAUGUUUAGUUUGGUAUGGUUAAAUAACACGGACGUUUACUUAAGCAAUAAAUGAAAGGAGGAUGGAUAGGUGGGGUAUAAAGGCAAAUGUCUAGCAAACCGAAGGUUGCGUGUUCGAAUCUCAUCACAGGCAACUACUUACUACUUUGCAAAUACAUAACAUAUUAGUUAACCUAGCUAAUCUUAGCCACCUAGUUAACUUUAGCAACUUUUGCAAUUCGUAACAUAUCAUACGAAUUUGAAUUUGUAACACAUCAUACGAAAUGGAUGACUAAUUAAUACAUACCAUACAAAUGUAACAUAUCAUACUAAUUUGAGUGUCCCGGAUUUUUGUUUACGGUGUUACGUUUACUUCCGAGUCCAGGAGGAAAAUGUACGAACAUGUGUGCACUCACUACUCUAAUUCGCUCUGGGUAGGAGUGUCUGCUAAAUGACUAAAACGUUUCUAAUGUAUACUAUCUUAUAUUAGCUUAAUCUCGAGUGUUCUUGUCUUCCUCUCCUGUUUUCUACCCCAAUGAGGUAACAUCAGCACCACAUCACAGAAAGAAUACCCUCAUCAAUGACCCCUUCAUCUCGAUAUUGUGCAUACCUAUAAUAAUUAUAAACUUUCUAGCAACACAAAUAAGAGUGAUGUGAUAUUGUGCUGUUCAGUAAUGGCAUUGGCCCUUUCAUGUUGGGCCUGAUGGCUGGAAUUGAUUGUUGUGAAUUACUGUAUAUGCUUGACAUUUUUGUAUUGGAUGUUUACGAAAUUGAAGUUAAUCCUUCCUAUUUUUCCCGGCUCAAAAGCCUACAGAAUAGAAUAUAACAUUUUAAGGUGUAGUCUACAAAAAUGUCCCAAAGAAUGAUAAAACACCAAGACUUGUUGAGAAAUGAGUAUACCAAGAAACAAAUACAAUCAUUAUGAGCCAUAGACUAGAAAGGAAAUACACUUUCGCUUAAAAUGGGGUUCUGAUUAGGACAACAGAUAGUCAGUGUUCUUUACAUAAGAUCUCUCUCUGUAUGUCACAGAUAGACACCAUCAUGUGACCGUAGAUGAUUACCUCAAAAUUAUGUUACAGAAUAGACCAAAGCGUCACAAUUGAUAUGGCAAGAUUAUUACCUCAAAAUACUGACACAAAUAAGACUCUGAGAGACCAAAACGUCACAAUUGGCAUCAAUACCAAAGAAGGAGUACAGCACAAUACCAUACUGUUGUAUUGCAUUUUAAUAAUGCGUGUGUAGUUGCUGUGUCCGUGUCAGUAUGCUUAGUUUCCUUCGAUGAGUUUGCGUCUAUUACAAGCGAAUCCGUUACGGUUCACCUACCCGUUGAAUGCCUGUUUUUAGUGUUCCAUUUAACCUUAGCGUCUCCAAUUGAAUACCAUCGUCGAGAUGGGCAGUGGUAAUGCAACCACUCGAGUGGACAUUAGAAAAUGGCCUUGCUGCGGCUCCACUGCACUAUACAAAAUCUAGGGUAUCUGAAAUGCAUGCAGAUUGAACAGUUUAGGCUAUUGCGCGUGUAACACAGCCCACGUAGCUAAUUACAUUUAUGAGCAAAUAAAACUGAAGCGUCGUGAAAUUUUACUCACUCAUCGAUCAAGGUUCGGAUCUGAAUUUCAAAUAGUUGGCCUUUUACGGUCUGGGAAGCAUGCGCUCCCCUCGCUUAUGUGCGCCACUAGCACGCACACAGAUUGCCGAAUCCUGACGCUUCUACCAGAUGCGGACAUUAGUCUUGUUCGUUUUUUCUAGACUUUUACCUUUUCCCUCACUUUACUCUCCCACUUCCUGGUUUGCCCAUUGUCCCCUGGGUGGGAUAAUUUCUUGGGAACUUUGUUUCUAUUGGCCAUUGAUAAAUCAGAUGUUAGCUCUUAGGCUCUCUCUCGCUAACAACCUAUUUAAAACCUCAAUCACAAACACUCCUGGCCAUUAUAAAGCACAGAACCUAUCCUCGCUCCUUCCAACAUCCGGAGCAUGUUUGAACGCGUUCUCUCAAACUAUCCCUGAAAGUCAAGACCCGGGCUCGGAUAGAGGGCUCCUUCAUACACCGCUGUACACAUCUGGUCCUGAGUGCAGAUUGUUCCUCGGCUCCUGCGGUGCCCGAAGGGGCCAUAUUACCUCUGUGAGUCUGCAUCCUUCGGACAGACACGGAGACGUAUCCAUCACGCUGUUAGUGCCAGCGUGGGGCGUUGUGUAGCCUAAAUAUGGGUUAUCGUCUUUUGGGGACUAUAGGACCGAGAGGUCCAAUGGACUAUGGAUAACCAGAGCCUACUCCUGUAAAACUGGUUGCAACUGGCCGUCGCGAGCGUGCCUGAGUGUCCAGUAAUCCAUAUGGAGUGCACUAUUUUCUGCUAAGUAGACGGAAUGAGCAGUAUCUUUUGUAAAGCUAAAUGUUUUUAAAAUGCUGUUGCUCUGCCUGCACCUGCACCAGCUACUUCUAUUUUAGGUACAGGUGACCUCUAAGUUACACCAACUAAUCAGCAACUCCACACCGAUUAACAUGAUUUAAAACCAAAUUCUGCUAAAAUAAUGUAGUAAUAUGUUUGUUAUUGCCAUUGCUGGUUUUGAGCCUACAGUUGUAUUACUUCUGCUGUUAUACUGAUAGGGCUUUCUUCGUAUCAUAUUUCGAACCUAAUUUUAGAUUGUCAUUAUGCGGUGCCUUAUCUUUCUAUUUUUAAAACUUGACAAGACUUAUCUGAGUUGAAAUAGAGUCCUAUAGCCUACUACAUUCGCGUCCUCACUCCGAGGACAUUGUCUAUGGGUGUGAGGAAGAUGCCGAGAGAGGCCAAGGCAUUUCACCUAGGCACCUAGUCCAUGUAAAAUACACUAACAUUCCUAAACCAAGAAAUCCUGUUUAUUCCCUCUAUUGUCAGACAUCAUUUCAAAAUAUAUAUAUUCUAUAUUCCCUUCUUCUCUUACUUUGAUUUUCAUUCAUUCUUUCUUCAUCGAAUGCGAGAAACUUCGUGUGUUUAGAUUCAUUUCGAACGAUAUUCUGCUCCUCGUUUUCCUGUUCUUAAAUUGACUUAAGUUAUCCAUAUUGGCAAAAAAUAUAUAAUGACAAUAAAAUUGAUAUUAUUGUUUCGCUGUAAUGUCUGCUAGAGCUUAGGCUUUUAAUUUGGAACCGUAGCAAAAUUUUACGCACGUACAUUGAACCAAUUUAAACAUCACACACUUAAUUCAGGCAAUUUUUGUUGAUCAAAACGUGCUUUAUUCACGUUAAGUAUUUAUGGAAUUUCAAUCGAGGGGUAAAUAAUUGUCUAAUAAUACUAUUGUACGGUAGCUUACUUUCUGUCAUCUUAAAAAAAACGAAACAGUAAUUCAUUUGAAGUGCCUAAUUUUUGAGAGCAUCUAACAAUUUUAGGAAUAACGGUUGAUCUGCAGGUUGACCAAGCUGUUCACACCAUUAGCCUGAACUAAGGAGGAUAUUCAUGCACAUAUAGAUGGUUGAUUACUAAAAUUCAAAGAUUUGUAACAUGCUUUAACGAAAUAUUCAACUAAAUGUAAGGUGCUAGACAAUUGUUUUUGAUAUUUUAGGCUAGUGUUUUAUUCCCAACUAUAAGGAUAAUGUUUAAUGUUGAAUUUCUUUCUGUACUCUGUGUCAGUGGAGAGGUUGUAUAGUCACUAUUCAGUGCGUUUCUUGUUGUAUUGUUUGCCGCAAUGGUCGUUAACCUCUGAACGACCCUGUUCUGAAGCCACGCCUCAAACACCGUCGCAGGCAGUGCGAGAUUGUGGCCGGAGGAUGGCGCGCAAGGACAAUCCAAGAGAUGCAACCCGGGCCCCGCGAGCGCCCUGCCCAGGCGCACUCCCAGGCGCGCGCCCAUAACAUCCCACCCAGAUUUCCUACUUGUGCACGAGUUUACCUCUGGAGGUCAUCAAGCAGGAUUUACGACUGGUCAACAAAAGCACGUGAUUCUCAGCCGUAACCCAUAUUUGGGUGCCUACGUAAGAGAGAAUCAAGUACACGUUCUACUCAUUUCCCUAAUUCAUCAUAAAUUGUGCAAGGGUGCUAUAGAAGAAGCAAAAGCAUCAAGAGCCACAAAUCAAGCACACACGUUACUAUUUUCUCCAAAAAUAAAAACAACAAAUACCUGCGAAACAACAGUAUUUGAAUAGUCAAUCAAUGAGCUCCUAUUUUGUAAACUCAUUCUGCGGUCGCUAUCCCAAUGGCGCCGACUUCCAGUUACAUAAUUAUGGAGACCACAGCUCAGCAAACGACCAAUACAGGGACUCAACGACCAUGCAUUCCAGCAGGCAAGGUUAUGGUUACAACGGGAUGGACCUCACUGUCGGUCGCGGUAAUGGGCACUUUGUGGCCAACGAGCGGGCACAGGGCUACUCCCCGAACCAGUCGGCGGCGGCAACAACGUCCUCUGUCGAGCCAUCCAGGUACACCCAGCCCGCGAGCGCCACUGGGACGGCGCCCCUCUCGCCUGCACCUGACCCGCUCCGGUGCUCCUCCUCUGUCACAAGCUCGUCUACGGUCAGCGAGUCUCAACCGCAACACCGAGCCAUAAAGAACUCCAUAACUAUCCCCUGCGCGACCCCGAGCUCGAGUUCGAACGGAGGCACGCUGUUGAACCAGGAGUGUGUGUCGAAAGCCUCCCCCCUCCUCGAGGAAGAUAAGCCCGCUGGAAGAGAGCAGACAACUUCCCAACAUUUCACCGACGGUGCCCAGCCUCAGAUCUACCCCUGGAUGAGGAAACUGCACAUAAAUCAUGACAGUCUCACUGGACCAGAGGGGAAGAGGGCGAGGACAGCAUACACGCGCUACCAGACCCUGGAGCUCGAGAAAGAGUUCCAUUUCAACCGGUAUCUGACCCGCAGACGGAGGAUCGAGAUAGCGCACGCGCUCUGCCUAUCAGAACGCCAGAUCAAAAUCUGGUUCCAGAACAGAAGGAUGAAGUGGAAAAAGGACAACAAACUGAAAAGCAUGAGCAUGGCAGCGGCAGGGGGUGUAGGGUACCACCGUCCCUGAUAUUUGGUUCCCCUAUGAGCUCUAAUAAAAUAAUACAACGCUUGGGAGAACUUCCAUUCAUUUUUACAUUGCGAAAGACUUUCCGAUGGCUGUUUUGGGACAGUGAACAUGCAGUUGUCCAUACUCCGGCCUUUUCAAAAAUACUUUCCUCUAUAGUUAUAUUUAUUUUGACCGUGAUAAUGCUUGUGUGAGUAAAAAAAUAAACAUUCUGUACAUUGUUUGUCUUAGAGAACAAACCAAUGGGAAAUACAUGUUUGUUAACUUAUUUCUUGUUCAAAAUAUAAUAAACUCGAAGUUACCGCAAAAAAAGUCCAUUAACUAUUCAAUAAAAGUUGUGUAGCCUAUUGCACUUGUAAAACAGUAUAGAAACUCGAAUAAUUAAUGAGUUGAUAAAAAAAUGGUGUUGCUUUUGUGUAUAGCCUUUGUUUUAUAUGUAAGUAUGUAUUUAUUUGUUCAAUGUAUUGUACCAAACUUAGAUAACUUGUUCCUUAUUGUAGACAGACGUAUAAGCCUUACGCGAUUGUUGUGCGUUGUGAACACGUGACGGGACCGCAGUUCUGCCCCAUUGCGUGUAGCUGUGCCUUUGUAUCCUUCUUUUACACGAGCUACUGUAAAUCUGUUCACCUGGCGCAGCUUCUUAGAAUGUGUGUUUCUGUCUUGUACGUUCCCCUCUAUGUUGGAUGUGAAGGGUUCCAUAGUGGAUCCCAUUGCCUACGUGUAUAGCUCCAUCGUGCUAUACGCUUUUUGUAAAUGUUUUUAAAGAAUGACUGGAAAUUGAAAAUAAUAUUAUAGUGAUGAUGCUGAUUAUAAUAAACUUUCUACUGGAACGACAGAGACUGUAAAUGAUUUGUUAGUU